Molecule: messenger RNA, 606 nt
Organism: Aphanomyces astaci
Lineage: Eukaryota; Oomycota; Saprolegniomycetes; Saprolegniales; Verrucalvaceae
Exons: 5
Coding region: 65-496 (143 amino acids)
Biological process (GO): vesicle-mediated transport
Source: RefSeq, a predicted model, not a curated record
GUUGACACUCACAACGUCACGUUCCCUCCCCACGAGAAGAGUGAGCCCAGCGAGUUAGUCCAUCAUGCUCGAAGUGUUGUGCGCCGUCCUCGCAUUCCUCCUCAUUCUCGCGCUGACCUUCACGAAUGGGUACUGGCUGAUCACGCUGGACGAGUUGGAACUGGAUCAUCUGAAUCCUGCGGAUGUGUGCAAGCGCUUGAACAGAUUAGUUGCCCCUGAAGUGAUUGCGCACGGCGUGCUCAUUUUGGCGUCGUUGGUUGGGUUCGCGCCGGGCAUGCUGGUGCUGAACCUGCCGCUUGCGUUGUGGCACGGACGAAAGUACCUGCGCAACGAAAAUCACUUGGAUCCCACCGACAUCCUUCGCUUUAAGAACUUGAAAGCGACCCGACAUGAAGCCAUCGCGAAGAUCCUGUUUUACGGUCUGCAGAUCAUCUACGCCAUGUUUUGGAUGGUGUCUGCCAUUGUGACCUCGUCGAAGCGAAAGACCACGGGCUAGGACCCUUGUCGACAUGUUGACUCGUGUAGCUAGCUAGCGCCACACAUGUAGAAAUAUACCCUAAAUCGAUCGAUCUUUCACACCAUGGCUACGGAAGUACGCGACGGCCA